GAACGCAGAAAAGCUGCUGUUUAAGGAAAUAUGCACUUGUAUUGGUCCAUUUCACUGGUCCUUUUGGGAGCUUUGAGGUGUAAGACCGCUGACUCGCCAAUGAUCUACGGCUCAGCGGAAUUAGAGCACGACUGGGCCGAGGCCUUCAAGCUCAUCAUCACCGUCAAAAUGCAGUACCCAGUCCCUAACGGUUGGAGGAUCGCACUGAUAUUUUCCCAGCCAAUCAAGAAGAUCGACGUAUGGCGAGCGAUCGUCUUAAAGAAAUCUGCCGAUCAAAGAAUACAUGAUCUCAAAGAAGAAUAUUUCAAUAAAAAAUUGGCAACGGGUCAAGUUCUAACAUUUGCUGUGGUGGCCUACAAAGGCAAGAGAAACUCCCCCCCUGGUAACGUCACAGUUAUAUUCAAAGGCGGAAACAAAAGUCCUCGACUCCCCACCCAGACCCCGUUUCAGCCCACGACACCUCAACAAGUUAUACCGAUCUAUCCACUUAAGCCGGUCGAUGAAUCGAAUUCUGGUUUUAAAAUGAUCAUGGAAUACCACGUCCCAGAGGCUGUGAAUUACUGGAGCAUAUCACUCAAGUUCACCAAAAAGAUCAGCACGAAGAAUUUUGCUAUCGACAAGGCGACAGUCUCGCUUCCAAAAGCAUCAACUAACGACUCUUUUUGUCUCGGACCCCGGCCCUACAAUAAGAAGCUCAAAGCGAAAUCAUAUCUCCGCCUUGAAUUUAACUGCUACAAAGCGAAGUUGUACGAAGCUGCACCGAAUGCAUUCUUCGUUUUCAAUCCAAAUGCGACGAAAUGUAAAGAUUUUGAUCUGCCUGCCCCAGCUCCUGGACCACCGGCCCCACAAGAACGCGCCGGCGUAGAAUUGAUUCAUCAAUGGCCGCCAAAUAACUUCAAGAUGAGGUUUGAGUUGCAAGUGAUAGAUUCUGUCCGAGGCGGAUGGAAAGUUAUCUUGGAGUUUUCCAGACCAGUUGCUGAAAUAUCUAAUCUGAACGCAGCCAAGCUUUCCGGAAAAUCCCAAGACGGACAAACCUACUACAUCGAGAAUUUCCCGGGACAGAUUCAGAACGCCAACCUAAAGCAAUGUGAAAAAAUUCGAAUCGAGUUUUCCGGGAAACUGGCACCAGGUUCAAAUGCGCCCCUGACGGCUCAGGUGCUAUUUGAGAGGAAAGAACCAGAAUACGCGGAGGUGAAUCUUCAUGGGGCGUGUCCGACUAAAGGUCCAUCAGCAAAAUAAUCCAGGAAAAAUUCAGUCAUGAUCAAAAGUUCUAGAAAAUAGCGGGAUUCGAUAACUCUGUGGCGAACAUAUUUUGAUUUCUCUUUCAACUGAUCACCUUCACUGAUUGUUUGCUCGCAAGAGGUGCAAU
Molecule: messenger RNA, 1369 nt
Organism: Pocillopora verrucosa
Lineage: Eukaryota; Metazoa; Cnidaria; Anthozoa; Scleractinia; Pocilloporidae
Source: RefSeq, a predicted model, not a curated record